Messenger RNA from Opisthorchis viverrini, 225 nucleotides. RefSeq lists its product as hypothetical. Lineage: Eukaryota; Metazoa; Platyhelminthes; Trematoda; Opisthorchiida; Opisthorchiidae. The transcript has a single exon. Bases 1 to 225 code for a protein of 74 amino acids. The record is from RefSeq and is a predicted model, not a curated record.
AUGCCUCCUGACAACUGGGCCACUUUGAAGCCUCAAAUAGAGUACUUGUUAUCACCUGCUUUUGAUAACAGGAAACUGAAGGAAAUGACUGAGGACAUUGAUAGGAUAAUGAAUGAGAUGAUCCCUAACAUUGCAUGGGUACCAUUCAUUGAUGCAAGGUUUUUUCGUCCCUCAACAGAAGCAUUUACAUCCGCAGCUUCUUCCCAGGACACCGCCCUCGUCUAG